This is a messenger RNA of Topomyia yanbarensis, 671 nucleotides long. RefSeq lists its product as uncharacterized. The record is from RefSeq and is a predicted model, not a curated record. Bases 12 to 671 code for a protein of 219 amino acids. The transcript is spliced from 2 exons. NCBI's taxonomy places the organism in Eukaryota, Metazoa, Arthropoda, Insecta, Diptera, Culicidae.
UAAUUACUGACAUGCCAAACUUUCGCGAGCCAAUCCUUCCCACGGAGGAAGAUUUUCAAAAGGAAAAGCAGGCCUUACUUGGCAUGAAGUUUAUGGAAGCCAUUUGGUGCAUAACUUGUUCCGGCGUUCACGGCUUUGGCAUAAUGGACGAGUCCGAGCCCUUCCCCCAUGAAAUGCUGUUCUGUGGUACGUACGUGGCGUACUCCUUAAUUUCUGUUUUCUGGUUCCUGUUCCUUUGCUACGGCUGCUGUACGAUCAAUUAUAUUUCCGAGGCAGUGGUCUCGUUGAUUGGAUUCGUGAUGUUCGCUGUGUGCGGGUUUAUUGCAAUGUACCACGUCGAGACGGAUAUUCACAUGCAGUAUUUCAGUGAUAAGGAGGAAUGGUAUCACAAGUUCUUCGUCUGCAGCCGACUGGAGAGUAUUUUCUCUAUGCAGGCUUCGGGACUGUUUCUAAUGCACGGAAUGUUUAUGUUAGAUGUUUUGGGUGUCCUGGAUAAAAUCUAUAGUGGGGCUGAAUCGUUGGCAAGUGGAAUCGCAAUCGACUACAGAGAUGCAGAAGCUUACCAACGGUUACGAUUGAGUCCAUUCUGGGUGCCAUCAUCUCGAUGGAUCGCUUCAAUGUGCCGCGAGUGUUUCCGAAGAUCUGAUGAACCGCAAAAUGUUGCUAUUUGA